AUGUCGUUGAAUACUGUUCUCCUUGCUGGAGCCGCAAUCCGGUUUGCUGUGCCUACGUUGUUGCCUCAAAUCACCGACAUUUUGGCGGCCACUGUCGAGGUUUCUACGCCAGUCGACAGUUUCAGAUCCAUCAAAGAAGCAUUUUUCUAUUUGGACCAUGGUAUGGACGUCUACGAUGGAGGAGUUGUUUACCAUCCACCGCUUCUUGUGUCCCUUUUGAAGCUUAUUCAAGAAGCUUCACCGUCUUACUCUAGCAUUCUUUUCAAUCUCUUGUUCACGGUGGUGGACGUAGGAAUUGCGGUGAAGUUGGUGAAUUUGAACAGAUGGUACAAUGAGCAUCAGUCUCGAAGAUCUGGCAAGAAGUUGGUAGGUUUUAGUGACGCUCUCAUGGCUGCUUUCUUCAUGUUCAACCCACUAAUGAUUUUAACAUGCUGGUCGCAUUCCACGCUGCCUUUAACUUACUUUCUCAUUGUGGAACUGUUGAAUCAGGUGUUGGUGGAUAAAAAUCCUUACAGAGGGUCAAUUGCAUUGGCGGUAGCUGCAUAUCUUUCCUAUACUCCAGUAUACCUCAUUAUUCCUCUUUUGGCAUUGACUUAUGCACUGGGACAGACCAGUGACUGGAGAGACGAGAUUGUUCAGUGUGGUGGAGUAUUUUUUGCAUCCGUCGCUACUCUCAUGCUCUUAUCUUUCGUGUUGACGGCGCUGCCAGAUUUUUUUGAUCAGUGCUAUGGAACGGUGGUGCUGUACCUGAAGAUCUCACCCAACAUGGGACUCUGGUGGUAUCUUUUCACAGAGAUGUUUGACUUCUUCCUGCCAUUAUAUCGGGGCAUUUUCAACUUGUACUCCGUAAUUUUCAUUGUUCCAAUCACAGUGCGUUUCUUUGAAUCUGAGACCAAGCAAGGCGAUUCCUUUUUGGCCGUAGUCAUGUGCUACGUGUGGUUGACAUUCACAAAGCUGUAUCCAAUCAUCGGCGAUCUUGGUCUUGCUUUGUCAAUGUUUCCUAUUUUCAAGAAUACUGUGAUCCCACACGCGAAGUUCUUGUUCAUUACAGCAUUAAUGCUUAUAGUUGUGUUGCUUCUAGCACCAAUCUUUUACUACUGUUGGAUUGUUUUGGGCAAUGGUAACAGCAAUUUUUUCUACAGCAUGAAUCUCAUUUGGGGAGGCGUGCAUGUUUUGAUCUUCUUGGAUUUCCUUUGGGGUAGAUUGGUUUAUGAUUACAUAUUGACACAUGACGUCAAGGAAGAGCUGACACUUCGGUUGACUCAGAUAUGA
Sungouiella intermedia is the source of this 1272-nucleotide messenger RNA. The record is from the annotation of a GenBank genome assembly. NCBI's taxonomy places the organism in Eukaryota, Fungi, Ascomycota, Pichiomycetes, Serinales, Metschnikowiaceae.